This is a messenger RNA of Dromaius novaehollandiae (emu), 1345 nucleotides long. RefSeq names its product OCIA domain containing 1 (gene OCIAD1). Bases 116 to 934 code for a protein of 272 amino acids. The transcript is spliced from 9 exons. Gene Ontology annotation, cellular component: endosome. The record is from RefSeq and is a predicted model, not a curated record. NCBI's taxonomy places the organism in Eukaryota, Metazoa, Chordata, Aves, Casuariiformes, Dromaiidae.
CGCAUGCGCACGGCGCGCGUCUCCUUCCGGGUCGGCGGGCCAAGGUGGCGCGGGAGGUUCCGGUGUCCUGGUGAGCCGCGGCGAGCGGCGCGGCCCCGGCUUUGCCGCCCCCGCCAUGGAGGCCGGGCAGGGCCCCGGCGGCAGGGAGGUCGGCGACCCGGCCGAGAAUUCAGUACCUAAGCCCUAUGUGCCAACAGAGGAGGAAAGACGACUCCUCAAGGAAUGUGGCGAAGAGAGUGCCCGCUAUAGAGCUUUUCCUUUGGCUGCAGUGAGCAUGCUUGCCACUAGUCUCUUAAUUAGGAAAGGUGUUCUAAGAGAUAAUUCAAGAUUUGGUUCUCUUACUAAAGUUGCAUUAGGUAACUUCAUGUUAUUUAUGAACCAUUUCAAUACUGGAAUUUUUCUGGGACUUGCUGGAACGUGUGGAUACCUGGCUGGAAAGAUAUCCUACUUGCCAAUCUGUAGUGAGAAAUUUAAGAAACUGAAAGAUUCCCCAAUAGGAGAUGUUCUACGACAAGCUCAGAGACAUAGUUCGCAUAACCGUUCUAGUCGGAAAUCUGAGUUUUCAGACAUACCUUCUCAGUCAUUUACUGAAUCUUCUUCUCAAAGACCUGGGUCUCCACUUUCUUCUAGCUAUUCAGAUGAUUACAGUUCAACAGAUAGAGCUCUCUCUAGUUAUGAACCUGUUCCAUUCAGUGCUUCCCUGAAUGAAUCUUCACCUACAGGAAUUACUGAUUACACUGUUCAAGAUCCUGCUCCAAUUCCAGAAGAAAACCGUAAAAAAAAGGGCAUCUCAUAUGAAGAAUUAAGAAAUAAACACAGAGAGACAUAUGAGGUAAUGUUACCACCAAAGGCAGAAACUCCAAGCAAGUUUUCACAGGAAAAGCCAGUUAAGGAAGUUAAAGUAAAUAAAUAUGGAGAUACCUGGGAUGAGUAAGAACUGAACAAAGAACUGAAGAAAAUCAUCUGUCAGCUAACUUGAGCUUCAUCUAUGUUAGUCCCAAAUAUCUGCACUUCUGGUGUGUUCUGCCAAACACAGUUACAGUUUUAAUAAAUGAGAAGAAAAUCCUGACUUGUUGGAAGAUUAAAAAAGAUGUAUUUAGGUUUAAUAUUGUGUAAUUUUGCAUAAGGGGGAAGCCAGGCUAAUGUGAAGUGUCAUGGUUUUAAACUGUUUGUGCUGUUGCUUAAGAAGAAUGAGAAGGGUAACUAGCAAUAACUAAUGUUAUAAUUGUAUAGAGAAAGAUAAAAUGUAUGUAAAUAAAUGCAACCAGAGAUGUACUAGGGAGGGAAAAUAUCAGAAUCUUCUCAAAUUUUCAAGGCUUGCAUUAAAAGUUACCUGUAGAACUAA